Messenger RNA from Larimichthys crocea (large yellow croaker), 3985 nucleotides. RefSeq names its product WD repeat domain 75 (gene wdr75). Gene Ontology annotation, molecular function: RNA binding; protein binding. The coding region runs from base 70 to 2583 and encodes 837 amino acids. Gene Ontology annotation, cellular component: small-subunit processome; nucleolus. The transcript is spliced from 21 exons. Gene Ontology annotation, biological process: positive regulation of transcription by RNA polymerase I; positive regulation of rRNA processing; ribosome biogenesis. NCBI's taxonomy places the organism in Eukaryota, Metazoa, Chordata, Actinopteri, Sciaenidae. The record is from RefSeq and is a predicted model, not a curated record.
UCGACCUGUGGGGGGCAGCACCGAGCCUGCUCUGCCGGAGCUGCAGCAGGAGAAGAAGUCAGUAACAACAUGGUUGAGCACGGGGACAUCCGCGUGGUUCACCGAGGUGGCAGUAAGAUAAACUUCAGGGAGCCUGUCAUCACCAAUGACUCCAAGUUCCUGCUGUGCGCCUCAGGUGAGUGCGUGAAGGUGUUCAGCACCUCCACGGAGGAGUGUGUCCACGACCUGCGGGGACACACCGACCUGGUCACAGGGGUGAUCAUCAAACCCUCCAACCACCUGCAGGCCUACUCUUGCUCAGCAGAUGGCACUGUCAGACUUUGGGACUUCACGGACGGCAUCCUUAUUAAGACUUAUGUCAUCGGACACCCAAUUUACUCCAUCCACGCAUCUGCAAGCCAUGAAGGAGUCGUCUUUGUCGUUACUUCCAUGCAUGCUGACAAAAGACCUGACUUGCUCCAGCUGGUUGCGGUACAUUUGCCACGGAGUGGAGAUCAGAUGGUGGAGGCCCGAGAACUUUCUGCUGUGCUCAGCGACGUCAGCUCCAACCCACUGGCCAUCGUCUUCGGCAGAGGGGGCGAAUAUAUUGCCUCAACUAAAGGUUUGAAGCUGGAGGUCUACCUUUUCAGGAAGCAGAAGGCAUACAGUUUUUUCCUCAAAGAAGACAACAAGAAGGGAAGAAGGAACACAUUCACGUGCGUUGCCUGUCACCCAAAAGAUGACUGCAUUGCCACUGGACACGAGGAUGGCAAGAUUCGCUUGUGGAGAAACUUCAACCAAAAGAAGGAGUACACAUACUCCACCCUGCACUGGCACCACAGUGCUGUCAGCUCACUGUGCUUCACCCCAGAAGGCACCAACCUGCUGAGUGGAGGCAUUGAGUCGGUGCUUGUCCAGUGGCGUUACAACCAAGAGGACCAACGGGAAUUUCUGCCCCGUCUAGGAGCUGCGAUCACACACAUCACUGUGUCACCUGAUGGAUCGCUGUUCUUUACCUCACACAGUGACAACAAGAUCACAAUCAUCCAAAGUUGUUUGAAAGUGUCGGCUGCCAUUCAGGGCCUGGUCAAAGGAGAAAGUGUCACAACAGACUUGAUGAUGGACCCACGCAGCAAAUCCCUGGUGCUGAAUGGGAAACCAGGUCACCUACAGUUUUACUCCCUGCAAAGAGACAAACUUCUGUACAACCUGGACGUAGUGCAGCAAGAAUACAUUCAUGAGUCGGGCCUGCAGCAGUUUGAAGUAGUCAAGGCGGCCUUCGACGCCUCAGGCAACUGGCUGGCUACAGUGGAAGAAAGAAAACAGAAAGGCGCUGAGGUGGAGCUUAACUUGAAACUGUGGGAAUUUGACGAACAAACACAGAGUUUUGUGCUGAACACGACCAUCUCGGCCCCCCACGAGGCCCAGAUUACAGGCAUGUGCUUCUGCCACUCCACUGACAACCAGACCACCAUGCUGGUCUCCACCAGCAAGGACGGGCACUUCAAAGCCUGGCAGCUGGACGCACAGGCCCACACAGAGGCAGCAGAUGAACGUCCUUCCUGGUCGUGUGAUUUCGUCGGAGCCUAUCACAGCCUGGUGCCCGAGUGUUGCUGUUUCUCAGCCGAUGGUUCUCUGUUGGCCGUCAGCUUUCAGGAGGUGGUGACUGUGUGGAGCACGGCCUCCUGGGAGCUGCUGACAACUCUGUCCCAGCCGCCAAAAGCCAUCAGGAAUCUUUGUUUUGGCCGACUAAGCUGUUCCAAGUAUCUGCUGGGAACCACCGGCAACAACCUGCUCUGCUGCUGGAACCUGCUCACCUGCUCAUUGGAGUGGAGCACUUCGAUGGACGUCAGUCUGCUGCUGGCUGACCCGAUCUCUGAGAACAUGGCUGCCUUCUGCCGUCAGGCUGGAAGCACAGACUUGUUUGUGUUUAAGCCCAGCGAACCUCGGCCACUGUUUUCCCAAAAGGCCGUGUGCCCGGGGAAGGUGACUCGCGCCAUCUUCGCCCCGAGGGAGGAGAUGCUGGAGAGCUGUGAGGAGAGCAGCCAGUGGCUGAACCGCUCCCAGUUGUACUUCCUCACGCAGCACAUGGACCUCAUGACAUUCACCACCAAAGUGGAGGAGGACAGACUGAUGGCAUCGAGCAAACAGCUUGUGAUCGACGACAGCGUUGCCAUGACGCCGUUCUACCUGUUGCUGGGAAAACACAGACAACAGGAUAGUGGAGACGCACAGAGCGGCAUCUCUACUGAGAGGACACCUCUCCCACAGGGCUCUGUCGCUAUCAAAGAGCUUCUGCAGACGCCAGCUCACGUCUUGCCCUCCACCUCUUUCCUCUGCUCAAUGUUUGUGCAGUCUCUGCUCAUCUCCGUUACAGAGCCCAGGGAAGAAAAUAAAGCCACAGAGGAGGAAAUGGAAAGCGAGAAAGAGGAAGAGGAUUCAGAGGAGGAAAUGGAGUCUGGAACCACAAGACCAGAGCAGGCCCCCCUGGGACGCCAUGCAGCAGAGUCUGCAGCCCCCGCACUGACGAAAGCCCAGGUUAGGGAACUAAGAAGGGUGAAGAAACUUGACCGCAGCUGGUUCGCAGGGCUCCUGGACUCUUGAACGUGACCGUGUACAAUGACAGAGACUCACACAGAUACAGUGCCUAUAGAAAGUUUUCACCAGUGGAUUUUUCUUAUUGUUUUACACCAUUAAAUCAGUGGAUCUCUUCUAGAAAGAAUAAAACAAUGUGUAAACUGGUCUGUGCAGAUACAAAAAAAAUAUUUGAUUACAUAAGUAUCCAUCCCUUUUGGCAGUAAUUACAGCCAUGAGUCAAUGUUGACAAGUUUUUAUCGGUUUCCAAGUCCUACAAGAAAGUCUGGAUUGGAUUGAGGUCUGGAUUCUGCCUCUGCCUCUCAUGAAUACUAACAUUAUUGUUUAUAAGCAGUCCCUGUGUAGUUCUGGCUCUAUGCUUGUUAUAAAAAAAUAAAUCUUUUCCCAAGUCACAGUUCUCUCAGACCUGCAGCAGGUUUUCCUCCAGGAUUUAUUUAUAUUUGGCUGCAGUUUGGGACCUGUGUCACCAAAUUUGUAACAUGCAAGCUGCAGUUUUGAACAUGAGAUCCAUGCACAAGCUCUGCUAAAUGACUCAGCAACUUCUGGAAUCUUCGUCACCGCCCAUCGGUUUCCACAAUGUUUGGCAGGAUGGCUACACCACCAGACUUCAUGCAGGGGUUUUGUGUUUUUGCUGACGUGAACAUAUAAUUUGGAACGAUCAAAAAGUUCAAUUUAAGAUUUAAAAGAACAUAAAACUCUUAUUUAACUUCAGUCUCCCAAAUGCCUGCCUGCUGCUAAUCAUGAGCCGUAUUUGAUUAUUAAUAUUUUUUUUGAUCUUAUGUUUUCCGAGGAAUGUCGAGUACAUUUGUCUUGUGUCCUUUCUCCAACUUAACUUGUCACAGACUCGACUGAAAUCUUCAGUGGUUCCCAACCCUUUUUUGUUUGACAUAAUUGUUGAAGUUUAGGUUUGGUCAUAUUUGUACUUAAUACCUCUAUCACUUGGAGAAGCUUGAUGUUUGUAUUUAUGGAUAUUUUUUUAACUAUCCAUACUUUUAUAUUGACUUGCAAAUCAGUCAGGUUGGUGAGAAAGUGAAGUAUAACUGUGACUCCGCCUUGUGUCAUUUGUAAAAGUUUUUGUAAAAUGCAGAUAUAUUUGUAUAUUUAAAAAAAAAAAUGGUUGGGAAUCACUUCAUCUUCGUGUUGCAGUAUUUAAAAUAAAAUCUGCUUCUUCCACAUAAAGCUUUAUCUAACUGAUAAAACACCCUUCAUACAGCAUGUUUUUACUUGCACAUUGUCUUUUUGUUUCUUGCUGAUUAAAAAGCUCAGAUCCAGUGAUUCAACAAUAAAACAUGAAAAGGUCCAUGAAGGGAGGGAGAGGCCGACUUUCUAUAGGCACUGUCUGCAUGCGCAUACUGUAUAUGUGCAAUUACACAUUUUUCUACACUUAAUAAAGAUGGAAGUUUUUCUUUAA